Molecule: messenger RNA, 615 nt
Organism: Fragaria vesca subsp. vesca
Lineage: Eukaryota; Viridiplantae; Streptophyta; Magnoliopsida; Rosales; Rosaceae
Exons: 1
Coding region: 1-615 (204 amino acids)
Biological process (GO): nucleobase-containing compound metabolic process
Cellular component (GO): nucleus; cytoplasm
Molecular function (GO): 3'-5' exonuclease activity; nucleic acid binding
Source: RefSeq, a predicted model, not a curated record
AUGAUCCCUACCUAUUUCCUGUCAAAGUUGCGUCCGUACGAAGUUCAAGUUCAUGGUGUCAAAGUGAAGGCAACUGUGGUGGCCAAUAAUGUUAGCUUCCUUGAGCAAAAGCUCUCUGAAUUAAGUAGCAAGCGCGUUGUGGGAGUUGAUGUGAAGUUUCAAAGCAGAGUGGCCUCAUUGUUGCUGCUCUGCGUUGAGGGUCAUUGCUUGAUCAUCCCAAUUCGUGCACCUUUCUCUACUGUGUUUAACCCAAAAAAAGUUUCUGAUUCUGGACUCGGACGGCUUCUUGCUGACCAGAAUAUUUGUUUUGUGUACUCGAAAUUUAAGAGCGAAGAUGCUACCUCCUAUGCAGGAUUGCCGGAAAUGAUGAAGCAGACAGGUAUAGAAGUGGAUCAUCUGGCGGCUACCAUAUUGAAGAAACCGACUCUCCUCAGAAAAGGGCUCUAUGAGUUGGGACGUGAAGUUGGUAUUGACAUCAAAUCAGCUUAUUAUGUACAAUACAUAAAUUGGUCGGAUGUCAAAGUUUUCUCAGAGGAAGAGAUCAAGUAUGCAAUUCACGAUGUCUAUGCUACAUUCCUUAUUGGGAACAAACUUUUGGGGACGCUUGCAUCUUGA